Messenger RNA from Pollicipes pollicipes, 525 nucleotides. Its product is annotated as 39S ribosomal protein L30, mitochondrial. Gene Ontology annotation, molecular function: structural constituent of ribosome. Lineage: Eukaryota; Metazoa; Arthropoda; Thecostraca; Pollicipedomorpha; Pollicipedidae. The transcript has 3 exons. The record is from RefSeq and is a predicted model, not a curated record. Gene Ontology annotation, cellular component: mitochondrion; large ribosomal subunit. Gene Ontology annotation, biological process: translation. Bases 20 to 478 code for a protein of 152 amino acids.
CGGUGCUGACCCGGCUCUGAUGGCGGGCCCGGCCGUCGCCAGGUUUCCGGACCGGCCCGACCCGCCGGUGACGCCAGCCAAGCUGCAUCGGAUCCAGCUGAUAGCUCCGCUCCAGGGCCAGCCCUACUGGAUCAAGGACACCUGCCGCCAACUCGGCCUGCACGAGGGGCGUUCAACGCGCACCGUCGGCGCCGUCAACGUCGUCAAGAACAUCCCGGAGGUGAACGCCAUGCUGUACACCGUGAAGCACGUGAUCCGCGUGGACCCAAUCACCUUCCCGGACGGCCAGCCGGCGAACGACGACCUGGACGGCUGGCAGCUGCUGGAGGACGGCCGGGUGGUGCGGAACGCCGCCAUGCGCGUGACGCCGGUCGUCACCGAGUACGACCGGCUGAAGCUGGCGCCGGCCACGGUGCGGGAGCGUCUGCGACUGCGCUGGAUCAAGCCGUUCAGCUUGGAUGAGAAGCGUACCGUUUAGUGCCGCCGCGCCGCGGGCCGCCCUCAGUAUCGGCCGGAGGCAGCGGG